Messenger RNA from Galdieria sulphuraria, 875 nucleotides. RefSeq lists its product as uncharacterized. The record is from RefSeq and is a predicted model, not a curated record. Bases 41 to 835 code for a protein of 264 amino acids. The transcript has a single exon. Lineage: Eukaryota; Rhodophyta; Bangiophyceae; Galdieriales; Galdieriaceae. Gene Ontology annotation, biological process: rRNA catabolic process; nuclear mRNA surveillance; poly(A)-dependent snoRNA 3'-end processing. Gene Ontology annotation, cellular component: nuclear exosome (RNase complex); nucleolus; cytoplasmic exosome (RNase complex).
GCAUUUAAAAUCUUUUUUUGUAAUCAAACCCGAUAUAAAGAUGGAAAGGAGGAUAUCACAACGUUAUGGCCCUUUUUUUGAACCUAUCCAUUCUUUAGAAAGAGAAUAUCAACGAACAAGACCAAAUAAUGCACCAAGGUCUCUUGUAUUGAAUACUGGAACGGUAGUAGACGCCGCAGGCAGUGGUUACGUUGAGUUGGGUAAGACAAAGGUUAUCGUGGCUGUUCAGGGUCCAAGACCUCCGAUACGAAUAAGAGGAGGAGUGGAAAAUACUAUGAACGGGAGGAUCACUUGCGAGGUUGUCAAAUCUUCUUUUUGUUACUAUUCUUAUGAAAGCACAAGGAUGGCAAAUGUUGGUAGAGGAGUUUCCGAAGAAGAACGUUUAUUAUCAACAAGAUUAGUUAGAGUUUUCGAGCCCAUAGUAAUCCUGGAUAAGUAUCCAAAAUGUUCGAUAGACCUAUAUGUUGUAAUAUUGGAGGAUGAUGGAAGUGCGUUUGCUGCAAUGACUCUGGCAACAUCACUUGCACUAGCAGACGCCUCCAUAGAAAUAAUUUCAGUUGUUUCAAGUGUAACUGUUGCUAUAAGUACGAAACAAGAAUAUCUAGUCGAUCCUGAUAGGACAGAAAGUGAAUGUGCCGUUGGUCUCAUAACUGUAUCAUUACCUUUACAUGCAGCGCAACUUUGUGAAAUACAGCAUACGGGAAAGCUUUCCAUACAAGUGUGGCUAUCGGCAGUUCAGCUCGCAGUUGAAGUUGCACAAACCAUUGGAAACUCCAUGUGCCAGUUUCUAUUACAAGAGAUGGAGAAGAAUGAGACACCUUCUUUGUGUAGUUGAGACUUUAUGGUAAGUUAUCGACGACAAUAUUUGACAUGGA